Mastomys coucha (southern multimammate mouse) is the source of this 858-nucleotide messenger RNA. RefSeq names its product glycosylphosphatidylinositol anchored molecule like (gene Gml). Lineage: Eukaryota; Metazoa; Chordata; Mammalia; Rodentia; Muridae. The transcript is spliced from 4 exons. The record is from RefSeq and is a predicted model, not a curated record. Bases 172 to 702 code for a protein of 176 amino acids.
ACCGUUGGAGCUCUGCGGGAUUACAGAGAGGCUCAGAACGCCAAGGGAAGUAAGUGCACCAAGCCAGUUAAAACUCUGAAGGAGAAGUGCCAAAGGGACACAAAGGCAGGCCCCAAAAGAAAGUUAGAGCCGUGAGUUCUCUUCAUUUUCAGGUUCACCCAUCUGUUGGAAAUGAUGUUCCCCUUGUUCUUGCCAAUUCUCCUGGGUCUCCCAUGGGUGGAUACUACUAUCAACAAUACCAGUGGGUUUGACAACAGUACUAGUGGCUUGGACAAUGCCUUCGAGCGUAGAUCUAAAUGGAGUCCUACGAUGAGAUGCCAUUCGUGCCAAAACACUAACAGCUUCUCAUGUCCAACAAUCAAUGACUGUCACAGGGAUAAGAGACGCUGUUUGACAGUCGCACUACGUGUGAACCUUCGGAAGCUCUUUGUCUACAAGACCUGCACAACUGACUGCACCUUUGUGUAUAGACAACAUGUGCCCGGAGAACUCCCUAGGAUGCUUAAAAAUGUCAAGAAUUUCUACUUUGUCUUGUGCUGUGGCAGUGUGGUUUGCAAUGAAGGAGGACCCAGUAAUAUAGAGAGGGACUUGUUAACUGAAACAUCGAUCGAGGAAGAGGAAAUUGCCAGAGCUGUGGGUCUGGGGAGAGUCAACCUUCUCCUGUGUCUUACCUUAAUCCUCUCCAGCAGCAUACUGACCUGAGAACCCCUCUUUGGGGUGUACUCAUCUUCCCACAGUUGAAAGCAACUUUGUACUUGGUUGCUUCCUUGUGAAUCAGAGACAGUGUCCAGGGCAUCCUUUGGGCCUGUUCAUCAUUUCUUGUAGGAAAGAAAUAAAGGCAUUGUUUGUUGAAAAUGA